UCCCUAGAUUCUGCGCUCCCGGAUGACCCAACACCCAACGUAUAGCGCUCCGUCCAUUUCAAAUGCCUAAUUUUGCACUCUCUCUCAAACUCUCACAGACACACACGCACUAUUGCAGCAGCACACAGACCCGACCUCGCUUUUUGGGUCCAAAAAAAAGUCAGGUAUAUAGGGUUUUUUUUUUGGAACACUUCGGCAUCUCAAAGCCCCACCGAACUCCCGAACCUGCUUCUCUCCCGAGUCUCGGCGUCUCCGGUGUUUCAAGCUCCACCCAGCCCCCACUGCCGAGCUCCACCUCCAGCCUUUCAAGUUUCAAGCCCUACCCAGCAACCUGCAACUAGCAAUUUAGCAAACCCGUCUCCGGUCUCCGAGUGGAGGCUCCAGGGGCGGACAAUGCCGAAUUGCUGACCGGCACUUCAAGUCUUCAAGCUGCAAGUUUUGAUCUUGAAUGCUUGAUGUUGAAAUGGGUUUGACUGUUUGAUAACUCGAUUUCCAUUUAAUUAAGUUUGUAACAACUUGUAUCAGACUAUCAGUUGCACUCGGUCACUAAGGUUAGUGAGGAGAAGCAGAGGCCACAAUUCCGUUGAGAAAGGUUGAAAGAAAAUAAGGGUUUCGGUUUCUGUUAGCAAGUCAUUAUGUGUGAUGUAAAUGAUGGUCUGUAGAUUAUCGACUUUGCUGUUGAACGUAUGCAUAUCUUCAUUUUGUAAAGUCCGGCUAUUGGGGAGAGCGGAGGCCGUUAUAAUUGAUGGUAUAAGAUUAGGGGUGAUUCCAGAUGUAGUCACUUACAAUACUUUGGUUCAUGCAUAUUGUCAGUUUGUUAGCGUAGAUGCGGCUUAUUCCGUUGUUCAUAGAAUGAAAGAAGCUGGGAUAAGUCCGGAUGUCGUUACUUACAAUUCUUUGAUAUCCGGGGCCACCAGGAAUCGCUUAUUAUCUCGAGUCCUGGAUCUGUUUGAGGAAAUGUUACAGGAAGGUAUACAUCCUGAUGUGUGGAGUUACAAUAUUCUGAUGCACUGUUUCUUUAAGUUAGGGAAACCUGAUGAAGCCAACAGAGUCUUCCAGGAUAUUUUACUUAGCGACCUCACUCCUCAUGCAGCUACAUUUAAUAUUAUGAUUAAUGGUCUUUGUAAAAAUGGGUACACGGACAAUGCUCUUAUGUUAUUUAGGAAUUUACAACGUCAUGGAUUUGUUCCCCCGUUAGUGACAUACAAUAUUCUUAUCAGUGGGCUUUGCAAGGCACGUAGAGUGGGGCAAGCGAGGAGAAUUCUAAAGGACCUUGGAGAAUCAAGUCAUAAGCCAAAUGCCGUAACCUACACUACAGUUAUGAGUUGCUGCUUUAGGUCUAAGCAAUACGACCAAGGGCUUGAGAUUAUGUCAGAGAUGAAGAGUAAAGGGUAUACAUUUGACGGCUUUGCAUACUGCACAGUCAUUGCCGCUUUACUUAAGACUGGAAGGAUGGAAGGAGCAAAUGCUUUCAUGGAACAGAUGAUGAAUAGUGGCAUUGAAAUGGAUUUGGUGUCUUAUAACACCUUACUUAAUAAGCUUUGUAAAGAAGGCAAGGUUGAAGCUGCCUAUAAGUUGUUGGAUGAAAUAGAAAAUGGGGGCCUUUUGUGUGAUAAGUAUACCCAUACAAUCAUGAUUGAUGGAUUGUGUAAGGCGGGCAAUAUUGCUGGUGCUCAACAACAUUUACAUUAUAUGAAUAUGAUGGGAUUCCAGGAAAACUUGGUUGCCUUUAACUGUCUGAUUGAUGGCUUGGGUAAAGCUGGUGAAAUUGAUCGUGCAAUGGAAUUGUACAAUUCAAUGGAGACUAGGGAUUCUUUUACCUAUGACUCCUUGGUGCUCAAUCUUUGCAAGGCUGGAAGGGUCCUUUGUGCAUCUAAGCUUAUGAUGAAAUGUUUAAGAGAGGGAAUGAUAUUACUCUACUCUACCAGGCGAGCACUCCUUGAUGGGCUUCGUUCUUCAGGGUUUACAAAUGAAGCAAGAAAGCUUCAAUCAAAAAUUCGGUUAGCUCGGCUGUUACGUUAAUAAUUUGGUAUUUUUGCUGCUGUAAAUGACAUACCCUGAAGAAUUAUGUGAACCACCGCCCCCACUCUAGUUAUUUUUGUAAGCAUCUGAUGAUUUGGGUGAUAAGCUUGCUCUACAACAUACAUUAUAAAUGGUGGAGAGUACUGUUGAAUCUGAAGCAAGGUGGCUUUACUAACCUGUAAUGCUCUACAUCUAGUCUGCUGGUCCUGCUGGGUUCUGCAACUUUAAGACACUGCUUUUAGUGAACAAACUACUCCCAUACCAUGUAAGACUGGGCAAGUCAUUGACGCCAGUUUCUUCAGGGCCUACUGGGAUGCUGGUUUGCAUUGUUGAGAGUCAGUUCAGAUAAAACUGAGAACUCUAACCCAGAGAGGGAAGCAUGUAUAUUGAAUUCUUUUCGUGUGAGUAAUUGUUCACAUGAAAUUAAUAAAUCGGUUUCUUACGUACAUUUUAUGGUUGGACCAGACCAGAGAGGGAUAAAAGGUUGAGUCCAUUUUCAAAAAUGGUUUUGAUUCCUAAAAGAGAAAAAUAGAAGUUUAACUCCACUUCCUACAGUAAUGAUUACAAACUUAUUUCCGUUUUAUAAAGAUAAUAAUAUGAAGUCAUUGAAUA
Rosa rugosa (rugosa rose) is the source of this 2634-nucleotide messenger RNA. Its product is annotated as pentatricopeptide repeat-containing protein At5g46680. Bases 649 to 2022 code for a protein of 457 amino acids. The record is from RefSeq and is a predicted model, not a curated record. The transcript has 5 exons. Lineage: Eukaryota; Viridiplantae; Streptophyta; Magnoliopsida; Rosales; Rosaceae. Gene Ontology annotation, molecular function: protein binding.